This is a messenger RNA of Ochotona princeps (American pika), 2147 nucleotides long. It is a transcript of the gene TMCO6, whose product is annotated as transmembrane and coiled-coil domains 6. Gene Ontology annotation, biological process: protein import into nucleus. The transcript has 12 exons. The record is from RefSeq and is a predicted model, not a curated record. Lineage: Eukaryota; Metazoa; Chordata; Mammalia; Lagomorpha; Ochotonidae. Gene Ontology annotation, molecular function: nuclear import signal receptor activity; protein binding. Bases 352 to 2118 code for a protein of 588 amino acids.
AUAUGCCCACGGUGCCACUUCCUGACGGUGGCAGCAUGUUACUGGCGUCUGCUCACCCGCCAACCCACCACCGUCCACGACUUCCCAAGGCUGACAGUCAGCGGGAAGCUGGGAGAGGGGAGGGGGCAGUCCCUUGUUAUGCGGAGCACUUAAGUACUGAUAUUUUUUCUUUCCUUUUUCUCAUCCAUGAUAAGGGGAUGAUGGCAGUGGUGGUUUCAGGUGCUUCCGCUGCGCUCGGUCGCUCGUUCCGCUUGACUCCGAAAUGUGAUCGCGGCUUUCGCCAGAGCUCGGGUCGUUUUGGAUGUGGGUGCACAGCAUGCUCGGGGUGGGGAAGUUGUGUCUGCCGAGCGGAUGGGUGUCACCGUCGGCCGGUGGCGACCGAGGUCGGGGAUGAGUUACUUCCCUUCUCAGAACCCGGAAGGAGAGGACGCAGAGUUGGAGCCGUCGGGGAUUCGCUUCCCGGGUGUCUUCCGGUUCUGGCCGGGUCUCGCCCAGACUCCAGCCUUAGUCCCCCCCCCACCUCGCCCCGCCCCUCCCCCCCCCCGCUCGGCUCUGCGGCUGCGCAGUUUCUGCCAUUUCCCCAGCUGCCCGUGGGUGUCGGAUCCUCGGAGUUUUUUGGUUGAUAUCCCGCAGUUUUGCCAUGUGGAAACGGCGGCAGGGUCGUUUCAGACCGGUGGCCUGCGGGGUGGAGGAGUUACGCUGCCGCCGGCGGGAGCGGGAGAGCUGCGGAAGGCGCGGAGGGAACAGCAGCUGAUCAGCAAGAGGCUGCUGAGAGACGACGUGCCGGAGGAAGCAGGAGAGGGCUGUGCGGCCGCCGCCCUCGGGGAAGCCGAGGUGCAGCGGUUCCUGUGGCUAGCCCAGCGUGGGACAGAGGAAAAGGAGAGAGAGGAAGCGCUCGUCAGCCUUCGACAAGGCUUGCAGCACCAGGAGACACAGCAAACCUUCAUUCGGCUGGAGGGCAGCAUGCGAACCCUAGUCGGCCUCCUGACCAGCAAUCGGGCCCUGCUACAGCUGGAGGCAGCCCGGUGCCUGCAUGAGCUUUCACAUUCUGAGCAGUCCACAGUGGCCGAGGCUUGCCUACCCGCCACUUCCUACCUCCUCACCUACCUCUCCGGUCACAGUUCAGACUUCAUAGAGCUGUGUCUGUAUACACUGGGUAACCUGAUCGUGGACAGUGAGGCUGUGAGAAGGCAGCUCCUGCCGCAGGGCAUUAUUCCUGCCUUGGCUACCUGCAUGCAGUCCCCACACGUGGCUGUGCUGGAAGCCCUUGGAUACGCCUUGUCGCAGCUCCUCCAGGCUAAGGAAGCUCCAGAGAAGAUCAUCCCCUCUGUCCUGGGAUCCACUCUCCCCCAGCACAUGCUGCAGUUGUUGCAACCUGGUCCAAAGCUGAACCUUGGGGUUGCUGUGGAGUUUGCCUGGUGUCUUCACUACCUUGUCUGCAGCCAGGUCAACAAUGCUUUGCUCAUCGCUCAUGGGGCUCUGACUACUCUGGCACUGCUGCUGCUGGAGUUGGCUGCGGCCGUCCAGGGAACAGAGGAUGCAGGACUAGAGCUGCUGGCAUGCCCUGUGCUUCGGUGUCUGAGCAACCUGCUGACCGAAGUGACAGAGGAGGCCGCAGGAGAGCACCUGCAGCUCAGGGAUGAGCGGGUUGUGGUAGCCUUAUUUGUCCUUCUGCAGUUCUUCUUCCAGAAGCAGCCCAGCCUGCUGCCAGAGGGCCUCUGGUUCCUCAACAACCUUACUGCCCACAGUCCUAGUGUCUGCACCUCUUUGCUCUCUCUGGAUCUGAUCGAGCCACUUCUGCAACUGUUGUCAGUAUCUAAUGUGGUGAGCGUCCUGGUGCUCACAGUUCUGUGCAAUGUUGCAGAGAAGGGUCCUGCUUACAGCCAGCGGCUGUGGCCAGGGCCCCUGCUCCACUCUGUGCUGAAUGUCCUGACCUUCUCUGACACUGAAGUCGUCGGUCAGAGUUUGGAAUUGCUUCACCUGCUAUUCUUGUAUCAACCAAAGGCCACUGAAGCCUUUGUGCAGCAUGCCGGGCUGCAGGCUCUGGAAAGGCACCAGGAGGAGGCCCAUCUGCGGGACCGGGUGCUUGCACUCCAGCAGGCAGCUCUGCACAGGUGACCCGGCUUUCCAGUGUCACUCACUGCCCC